Messenger RNA from Sander lucioperca (pikeperch), 2458 nucleotides. It is a transcript of the gene letmd1, whose product is annotated as LETM1 domain containing 1. Gene Ontology annotation, cellular component: mitochondrial inner membrane. The transcript is spliced from 9 exons. Lineage: Eukaryota; Metazoa; Chordata; Actinopteri; Perciformes; Percidae. The record is from RefSeq and is a predicted model, not a curated record. The coding region runs from base 164 to 1249 and encodes 361 amino acids. Gene Ontology annotation, biological process: intracellular monoatomic cation homeostasis. Gene Ontology annotation, molecular function: ribosome binding.
UGUGUGUGUGUGUGUGUGUGUGUUAUUGCCAAUAAUACAUCGUUGAAUCCGUGUACACGGCAGACUUUACGGUAACUCCAUAACUGAACGGCUUUUGGCUUUGUCGUACAUGAGCGUCAUUACGGUAACGUACGCGGAACUUUACUGUAUACAUGUAUGAAACAUGGCGCUGUCCUGCUCAAACCUGUGUAGCAAUUUGUCUUUGACCCGUCUGUGUGGUCUCAGGACAAACAGGAUAUCAAAUGGCCUUUACUUUCCUUAUGGGUCCUGUCAGUCCAGGUUGCCCCUGUGCCGACACUACUCAUCGUCCAAAGUUAGACGAGGUAUUGGUCGCUAUGUGGCCUCCAGCCUCCAGAGGGUAAAUACCAAAUAUGAAGGUUUCCUUAAAAGGCGAUUUCCCCGCUUUUAUCAACUCUAUCACACAUUUACGGAAGGAUUCAAGCUACUGUUCCGAGAUGCCAAAGAUGUGCAGAGGAUAAAAGCUAAGAUGUUCUCUGAUGGAGUGCAGUUCAAGGAUUUGCCCUACAGGGAGAUGGAGAAGCUCAGACAGUUUCGCAGAGACAUGAUCAAGGCCGUGCCGCUGGUGGUGAUAUCCAUCCCUCCCUUCGCCAACUACCUGGUUUUUGUCUUGAUGUACUUUUUCCCCCGCCAGCUCCUGAUCCCACAUUUCUGGACUCCUCAGCAGAAGGAGGAGUUUCAGGGAUUGUACCAUUCCCUGAGGGCCCAGCACCACUGGUCAGUGCUCAAAGGGCUCGAGAGCACGAGCCAACAGGUCAAAGACGGCCAGCUACAGAGGCGCCUUAAAGACCUGUGUGCCACAGUGCAAAGUGGAGCAAUCCCUAAAGUGUCUGAAAUCCUUGCUGUCCGAAGCCUGUUUUCUGGACCUCCUCUGGGUAUAAAGAGGAUGAGCGUGGAUCAAAUGAGACUUGUCAGCCCCCUGCUCUUCCUGACGCCUCACCUCCCGGGUUUCCUGAUUGGCCGCCGGUUGAACAAUCACGGCCUGGUGCUGCUCCAGCUGGACCGGGCCCUCAGCAGGCUGGGCCCUCACCAGCUGAGUGACUCCGAACUCCGAAAGGCUUGUUAUGUAAGGGGGCUCCAUUCUAAUAGUGUUGGCAUUAAUCAGUACCGCGAGUGGUUAUCCCAGUGGCUUCAGGUGUCCUCCUCACUGAAAGACUCAGAGGUGUCACUGCUUUUGCACAGCAUUGUAUUUCUCUCUGCCAACUACCCGAAAGGUGCCAGCCGACACUGACAGGAAGCCUGAAGCCAUCUGCUUUUGCGAUUAUGCUCUUUUUCGCGCACUAGGCAGCACAACCUCCUAAGAGUUGUCAACAUCUACUUUUCCCCCCGCAAAUGAAAACAAUUUAGACUCUUCUUGGCAUGCUUUUGAGAUUUAAGGUAAAAAAAAAAAAAUGUCUUAACCCAAAACUGGAAGCUGGUUUGCAGUAAAGAAAAAGAUGCCGUUAAUUCUAUACACCUUAGAACUGUGCUUUUUUCCAAGUACACACCAAGUUAACAUGAUUUUUUUUUUGGGGAAAAAUAGGAUGAAUCUAGUGUCUUUAUCUGAGGAGUGGUAUGGGAUUCCUCUUAAUGAAUAAGCACAGUAAGACUAAAAAGUCUUGCUUAGUGAAGUUCUCAUCUAAUUCAGACCCUAACAAGGGACUUAAAUUGAUUUUGAUGCUGUAUAUCUAGUGGUGUUGUUGAGGUAAUAUGAUUACCUGUUGCUGUAUUUCAAGCUUGUUACCACUGUUAAGCUCAGGCAAGCCUGAGCAUCUGUUUACUUCUAAGCUAAUGCACCAUUACACACUUAUAAAGACAAGCAGGGAAACAAAGAGGAUAUUGUUAAGUAAAAGUUCAGCAGCACUUUGUGUGCUGUUAAUAUUUUACUUGUGGAAUGGUAAAAUAGUUUGGACUCAUUCCACUUAUAAAAAUAUAAUCGCUUUUAUGUGGGCGUGUUAAAUGUUUUUACAUGUACACAUCAAACACGUGCUGUAGCUUCUCAUACAUUUACCUCACUUUGUGCUCUGUUUGUACUUCUUUACAAUGAAUAAAGCUGGCCAAAGGGGAAUUUUGUUGCAACUGUCUUGAGGGGAGAAACAUCAAAUAUGGAACAAAUGGUCGAUAUGAAAAAUCAGUAAAUUACACAAGGCACCUUCUACAAGCAAAUUUCAUGUAAGUUUUUUUUUUUUUUACUACUUCAGGGAGGCAGUACAAAGAGGAACUGCACAUCCCCUGCACGGUUGUAAAGUGUGAAAAAGGACAUGUCAUCUCCUUCCUGUGCCAUUACGCAAGUUCCUCUGAAAUAUGAGAUGCAAAAGUUAUUUUCUGUUCACGUUUUUUUUAUUAUUAUUUUAAUAUAUAUUAUUUGCUCAACAGGUUUUGAAUGUUAUGUUGCUGAGUCAAUAUUAUAUACAUGGUACUGUAAUGGAACUGUGUCUGAAAUAAAUACCUUUUGAGUGCA